Molecule: messenger RNA, 444 nt
Organism: Ailuropoda melanoleuca (giant panda)
Lineage: Eukaryota; Metazoa; Chordata; Mammalia; Carnivora; Ursidae
Product: hemoglobin subunit alpha-like
Exons: 2
Biological process (GO): hydrogen peroxide catabolic process; oxygen transport
Cellular component (GO): blood microparticle; haptoglobin-hemoglobin complex; hemoglobin complex
Molecular function (GO): haptoglobin binding; peroxidase activity; heme binding
Source: RefSeq, a predicted model, not a curated record
UCCCGCAGGACCUUCGCGUCCUUCCCCACCACCAAGACCUACUUCCCGCACUUCGACCUGAGCCCCGGCUCCGCCCAGGUCAAGGCCCACGGCAAGAAGGUGGCCGACGCGCUGACCACCGCCGUGGGGCACCUGGACGACCUGCCAGGCGCCCUGUCCGCUCUGAGCGACCUGCACGCGCACAAGCUGCGAGUGGACCCGGUCAACUUCAAGCUCCUGAGCCACUGCCUGCUGGUGACCCUGGCCAGCCACCACCCCGCGGAGUUCACCCCUGCCGUCCACGCCUCCCUGGACAAGUUCUUCAGCGCCGUGAGCACCGUGCUCACCUCCAAAUACCGUUAAGCUGGAGCCGCGCGACCCUCCCGCUCCCGGCCUGGGGCCUCUUGCGCUCCGCGCACCUGAACUUCCCGAUCUUUGAAUAAAGUCUGAGUGGGCUGCAGCCUC